GCUGAUUCGGAUUAUAGAGCCGCACAGACGGAAAAGGUCUGUGGCUAGCCAGGCGUUCUACCAUGCCUGUCCCCCCACCCCUCAAUCCCUGCAGACGAAAACACCUGCCCCACACACACCUUCACCCGGAACAAAGGGCAGAACAUUCUACCUUUCCUACCACCCUUUUCCCUCCAUCCAUUCACUCUCUUUCUUUUCUCCCCCCUCUCCUCGUCUCAUAUUUGCCCUCCUCAUCCCAUCUCGUCCACUGCGCCUGCCCCAGGGCUACGAAAAGAACCCUUCCUGAUUCUGUCCCUUUCCCAGCGUUUCACUGGCUGACACUGGUCACAUGCUGCCUGCUGCCAUCUCUGAUUGGAGCAGGGGAGACGUGGGGCGUGGUCUCCGCCUGUCCCUUCCACUGUGUGUGUCGAAACCUUUCAGAGUCGCUCAGCACACUCUGUGCCGACAAAGGCCUCCUGUUCGUCCCCCCGCACGUUGACCGGCGCACCGUCGAGCUGCGACUGGCUGACAACUUCAUCACGGAGGUGGGCGGGAAUGACUUUGUCAACAUGACUGGCUUGGUUGAUUUGACUCUGUCAAGGAACACCAUCCACCUGAUUCGACCAAUGGCUUUUGCUGACCUGGAGAGUUUGCGCUCGCUGCAUCUGGAUGGUAAUCGCUUGACGUCACUGGGCCCCAGGGACCUCGCAGGUUUGGUUAAUCUGCAGCAUCUGAUUGUCAACAACAACCAGCUGGUUAAAGUCUCUGCCCAGGCCUUUGAUGACUUCUUGCUUACACUGGAGGACCUCGACCUGUCCUACAAUAACCUCAGGAGGGUACCGUGGGAGUCCAUUCAGAACAUGGCCAGUCUGCACACUUUGAACUUGGAUCAUAACCUGAUAGACCACAUAGCAGAAGGAGUCUUUGGAGAGCUAUAUAAGCUUGCAAGACUGGAUAUGACCUCCAACAGGCUCCGAACCCUGCCUCCUGAUCCCCUCUUUGCAAGGUCCCAGACUGGUGCAAUAAGUCCCACCCCCUACAACGCUGUCAUAAGUCUAAAUUUUGGUGGUAACCCUCUGCACUGCAACUGCGAGCUGCUAUGGUUACGGCGGCUUAUCCGUGGAGACGACAUGGAGACGUGUGCCACGCCAGCUCACUUGGCUGGAAGAUAUUUCUGGUCAAUUCCUGAGGAGGAGUUUACUUGUGAACCACCACUCAUCACCCGUCACACCCACAAGCUGUGGGUCUUAGAGGGCCAGCGAGCCACGCUAAAGUGCCGUUCUAUUGGCGACCCUGAGCCAGUAGUCCACUGGGUUUCACCAGAUGACCGCAUCAUUGCGAACUCGUCCCGGACCAGCUCCUUCAGCAACGGGACCUUGGAUAUCUUAGUAACUGUUGCCCGGGAUGAUGGGGCAUACACGUGUAUCGCAAUAAAUGCAGCAGGUGAAGCGACUGCUACUGUGGACCUGAAAAUAAUCCCCCUUCCUCAUCGGGGAGGAGCAAGCGGAAAUACAGGGAAUAACAAUGUGAACACCAAGAACAACAGGAACGUGACCAAUGGAAUUUUACGGACUGAUCCAGGCUCCUCGGAUAUCAGCACAGGGAAAAAUGGAGGGAUUAACAAUGGCGUAGGACGUGGAGGAGAGGUGGAGGACGGAAGAAGAGAUGGAGCGGAGGGUGAAGAGGGCGAUGGUGGCAGGGCCUCCGAAGGAGAGAGAGCUGAUGGCGGGAGCAUGGAGGACGAGGAAGGGGAUGAGGAGGAAGGGAGGAUGGUGGGAGUACAAGGGGUUACAUCAACCUCGGCUCAGGUCCGAUGGGAUUUGGGGCGUUCAUCUGCAGCUUAUGUUGUCUGGAUGUAUCAGAUACAGUACAACUGCACCGCAGACGAGACCCUCAUCUACAGGAUUCUACCAUCGACCAGUGACCGUUUCCUGUUGAAGAACUUGGUUUCCGGUGUGGACUAUAACCUGUGUGUCCUCGCCAUUUUUGAUGACACCAUUACAUCAUUGGCAGCAACAAAAGUUCUGGGCUGUACCACAUUUUCCACCAAGGAUGUUUACCCAGCAUGCCGCUCUCUCCAAGCCCACUUUCUGGGCGGGACACUGACCAUCUUGGUUGGUGGUGUUGUUGUGGUCACCCUACUCGUGUUCACAGUGGCGCUCAUGGUUCGUCACCGGGUUUGCAAUCAUGGUGACCACAUGAUAUGUCACAACAGCAACACUGAGGCAGGAGGUGGGGCCUGCUGUCAAAGUGGAGGUGUAGGGGGUAGGGACAAAGGGGGAAACGGUGGCGGGUGCUACCAAUCAAAUGGGUCCGGGGACAUGAUGAUGGUGGUCCUGCCCAAUGGUCUGCCUUCCAAAAGAGGAGGCGAGAAGGAAAAGGAAAAGGAGAAGGAGAAGGAAGCAGCUGAUUCUGCAUCCUCUCUGCCUCCAAAACUCCCUCCAAAGCCCAGGCCCAAGCCUAAAGUCAACCUGGAGCAGUUUCUUUCAGCUGGAGGGGUAGUUUCAACGACAACAGGGGCAGGACGUGAGAUGGCACUGGUGGUGAGGCAGAGGAAGCUGGAGAAGGCGCCACCGUACACCCCUGAAAGUGACAGAACUCCCCUCUACUACUCCCCUUCCCCUCCAUCCACCCUGCCCCGUCAGUCACGCUCCAGGGACCGCCCUAAACCCCGCCUGGAGAGAGAAUUGACCAAUCGUGCCAGUUUCUCUCUGGCUGCACCCCUGAGAGACUCAGAGCUGUUGGACUGGAGAAUCACUCCCCGAGGCAGGGACAAAUGGAACUCCUCACAGGCCUAUCAGAGUCCAGUAUCCCCUUUAAGUCCUGCCUGCGGGACCGUUAGCAAACGGCGGCACUCGUUGGAUAUGGGCUCCUCUGUUGCCCUAGCAACUGAUGCUGCGGCCACUGUUGCCAAGCGCUACGGUGCUGUCAGCUACGCCAAGCGUCUGAGUGUGAUCUGGACGAGGAGGAGCCAGUCGCUUCAUGGUAUGCUGGUGCAGUGUGCCUCGACGACAAGCACAACAUCUUCAACAACCAGCGACGAGGGCGAAGGCGGCGGUGGCUUUGGACCACGCUGUGAGUUUCAGCGGGGAUACAUCCACGCUUACAACACCACCAACUCCAACUCUAAUGCUGGGAUCACUAGUGGGAAAGCAGGCAGCGUAAAAGACAGGGGGAGAGAGAAAGGGAACGACGGAAGAAAUGCUGAAGAACUGGAGGAAAGUGUUGUGUAG
Molecule: messenger RNA, 3212 nt
Organism: Seriola dumerili (greater amberjack)
Lineage: Eukaryota; Metazoa; Chordata; Actinopteri; Carangiformes; Carangidae
Product: leucine-rich repeat and fibronectin type-III domain-containing protein 4-like
Exons: 7
Coding region: 63-3212 (1049 amino acids)
Molecular function (GO): protein binding
Source: RefSeq, a predicted model, not a curated record